Myzus persicae (green peach aphid) is the source of this 633-nucleotide messenger RNA. Its product is annotated as glucose dehydrogenase [FAD, quinone]-like. The record is from RefSeq and is a predicted model, not a curated record. The transcript has a single exon. Lineage: Eukaryota; Metazoa; Arthropoda; Insecta; Hemiptera; Aphididae. The coding region runs from base 23 to 211 and encodes 62 amino acids. Gene Ontology annotation, molecular function: flavin adenine dinucleotide binding; oxidoreductase activity, acting on CH-OH group of donors.
UCACCUAUCUGGCACGUGCAAGAUGGGACCGGCCACGGAUCCGACGGCCGUAGUCGACCCCAGAUUGCGGGUGCAUGGGGUCGGUGGCCUGAGAGUGGUGGACGCGUCGAUCAUGCCGGAAGUGCCAGCGGCUCACACUAACGCCCCGACGAUCAUGAUUGCCGAAAAGGCAUCCGACAUGAUCAAAGAAGACUGGGGCAUACUGACGUAGUAGAUAAUUUCGAGCGGUAAUAGUAUUAUAAUCAGUGUUAAGAAUAUUGAUUUAAGUGACUGUCACCAAUUGAGUUUUAGAAGUGCCAACAUUUAAAAUGUCUAAUUUUCUUCAGCGUUGGCCAUUAUUCCUUCUCUAUGAUUCUCCAUAAAUACACGUAUGUAUUACAUAACACGUUUGGUGUUGAAGGGUACCUAUUUAAUAUUUUUAUGAAUUAAAAGAAUUAGAGAUCACUGGUAUUUGUAAAUGGCUUUUGCCAUGUAUACCAAUAAUAUACAUCCAUUAAUAGUAGGUAAAUUUACAUUAACUCCAAACAGUCCAAAAAUAUCCUACUAUACGUAUUGUGGUUUUACUCGAUAUAAUUUUACAUUUUUUUUUACAUUUUCUAUCGUCUUGUUUGGUAAUAUUUUAUGACAGGCAAA